Molecule: messenger RNA, 912 nt
Organism: Parnassius apollo (apollo)
Lineage: Eukaryota; Metazoa; Arthropoda; Insecta; Lepidoptera; Papilionidae
Source: the annotation of a GenBank genome assembly
AUGAAGUACAGUGCCAGAUUAAUAUAUUUAUUAAUUAUUUAUUACGUUUUAAACUUUGGCUCCACAAUAAACGGAGAAGAGCGUAAGCCAUCUGGUACAAAAAUAAUAGAGACUAUACAUGAUGUCAGCGGGUCUUCUAAUAACUUAAAUUUGAAAUUAUGUUCAGAAGAAGAAAGCUCGGAUGUUUUAGAAGAUGAAACGGGAAGUCGAAUGGCGGCGUCAAGAAUUUUAACGCAACUAACUCCUAAUAUAUACAGCAAACAAAAUGAAAAAAUGCUUCACAAUAAAGAUUUUAAAAUGGCCCCAUCACCGUCCUCAAUAGAUUCACAGCCGUGGGUCCCACGCAGAGAAAAUUUAGGUAUGCUCGGACUGAUGAAUGGACGAAUACAUCCCAAGUUAUUCGCUGUUCGGUACUUACCGCCAGUUGUCCCUGUCUAUCUAUCUCCAACCGACGCCUUGUCUACGUUUCGCGAAAAUACAGAACAAAUAAAUUAUAAUCCAGACAUACAUACUCCACAAAACACUAUAUUGCUGCCAGUAAAUAUAACACCGGAAAGAACACUAUCUUCCGACGAAGAGUUCUGGGCGGAGCUUUCUCAAGACGCUAUAAUGAAAAACUUGAUACCUACGAUGGAGGUCCCAAUGCCACGUAAUCCGUAUGAUCAAUAUAAACAGGUAUUUCGUGCACCUUAUCCUGUAAGUGCUACAGAUAUGAAUAGUGAUGAGUUUUUAAUUGCACAUUACCCUGAAAAUCAGUCACGUGAUUGCGCAUUUCCGUUUCUGGCUAGCUGUAACCCAACGAUUACUUUGGGAUCAAUGUUGUCUGAUGACUAUGGUGGCUCCGAUAAUUCUUACAGCCGGGCGGUGUAUCGUAGGGAAACUGUAACUCAUAAACCUAAAAGUGGCGAAUAA